AUGUCUCAGUCCCAGCAAUCCCUCCUCAAUGGCAACACCAACGGCUAUGCCAAUGGCCAUGCCAAUGGUCGUACAUCUGGGCCUGAGUGGGAUGCCAAGAUCCAGAAGCUCAACGGGGAACUGAGAGAAGCCAAGUAUCUUGCUGGCUUCCACGGAGAUGCUCUCAUCGGAGAUAUAACCCGACCUGGAGUCAAGUGGUGGACUGAUUUACGCAGUAUCCUCACCUUUCAGCAUCUUCCUGCUAUCAAGAAUGUUUUGGUCCACUACAUCAAAACCAAAACUCUUGACAAAACAAACUUGGCAGAGUUGGUUGGAUCCAUCUCCAAUGACAGUCUUCUUCGUGCCAAGUUCAUCGAGACAGAAGUAAAGAACAAGUAUGAGCGUAUGCUUCAUCCACCUAUCACAUACCUCGGCGAUGCCUUCAAGUAUCGUACAGCCAAUGGCAAGUUCAACAGUGCCAUGCACCCCCAACUCGGAGAAGCAGGUGCUCCGUAUGCCAAAACAGUCCCAUCAAAGACUCAUCCUCUGGGCGCUUUACCCGAUCCUGCUGAUCUUUUCGAUCGCCUAAUGGCCCGAGAAGACCCUGGUCCAGACGGCAAGGGUCGACCGUCCACCUCUGGUUUGUCGUCCAUGCUGAUAUACCACGCCACUAUCAUCAUUCACGACAUCUUCAGAACCAAUGAUGCCGACAAGAACAUCUCUGACUCGUCUUCUUACCUUGACCUGUCUCCUCUUUACGGCUUCACCGAGGAGAUGCAGCGCAAGAUCCGCGAUGACAAGUACAAGCUUGGACUUCUCAAGCCUGACACCUUCGCCGAGGACAGACUCUUGCGACAGCCUCCUGGAGUUUGCAUUUACCUUGUAAUGUACAACCGGUACCACAAUUACGUCGCCACUCAGCUCCGUCGCAUCAACGAGAACGGCCGCUUCUCUGUGCCUAGCAAAUACACGCUCUCUCCUCUGGCAUCUGCUGCCAAGGAAUUCGUCAAAGAUGCAGACCAAGCCUUUACUGACGAUAUCUGGAAGUACCACAACGAGUGGAAGCGUCGUCGAUCAGCUGGAAUUGACGAUGACGAUGACGAGGAUGAAGACUUCGAUGACCUCGCAGACACUUUGCGCCAGAGAAUCCUUGCUGGUAUCGAAGAGGGCCUUCGAAAGGAGAGUGAGCGCCAAAAGGCACUCUGUGUUCAAGUUACAGGUAAGGAGCACAGCGACGAUGCUGAUGAGAACUCCAAGAGUAUCAGCCCCGAGGGUGUUCUGCAGCAGUUUCUCAAGGCUCAUGAGGCUGCUUGGGACAAGCUAGAUGAAGAUCUUUUCCAGACCGCGCGACUCAUAACCUGCGGCAUGUACAUCCAGAUUUCGAUCCAUGAUUACCUUCGUGGGCUCAUGGGAUUCAUGAACUUUGAUACCAACUUCACUCUUGAUCCUCGUGUGGACAUGAAGAACCACAAGAACGUCUCCAGAGGCUUAGGCAAUCAAGUCACAGUUGAGUUUAACCUCCUCUACCGUUUUCAUUGUGCCAUCUCCAUGAAGGAUGAGAGCUAUGCCGAGGAUUUCAUGGCCGAGCUCUUCGAGAAGGAUGAGCAAUGGGACCCCAAGUCGAUGGGCCUUCCCCAGUUCAUGCAGGAGAUGGGUAAGAUGAAGGCCAAGGAGGGUUUGAAGAAACCUCUUGAGCCGUGGCAGCAGGAGUUUGGUCUUCGCAAGGAUGGAAACCCUCGAUUCAAACCCUUCAAGAGGAACGAGUACACUGGUUUGUUCGAUGACGAGGCCAUGGUCAAUGAGUUGACAAGUGCUAUGGAUGAUCCCAUCGCCAACUUUGGUCCUCUCAAUGUCCCUCGCUGUCUCAGAGCCGUCGAGAUUCUCGGCAUCAUGCAGGCUCGCAAGUGGGAGAUCGGCACGCUCAACGACUUCAGAGACUUCUUCCAAAUGAAGCGCCACAAGACCUUCGAGAGCAUCACUCCCAACGAGCAGGUUCAGAACGCACUGCGUGAUCUAUACGAACAUCCUGACAAGGUUGAGUUGUAUCCCGGUAUCUUCUGCGAGACCAAUCAGGCCAACGGUCAAUUGAACGCCGACCCUGGUCCUUCCGAUCUGGACUCUGCGCUGUGGGCGGCCAUCUUUUCCGACGCCAUCACCCUCGUCCGAUCGGAUCGCUUUUACACCGUCGACUGGAAUACUAACUCUUUGACCAAUUGGGGUAUGAAAGAGGUCACCCCAGACAACGAUGUUUGCAAGAGCUCCAUGUUCCACCGACUCAUCCAGCGCGCGUUCCCCGAAUGGUAUCCCUACGACUCUAUCCGGUUCUUCCACCCAUUCUACACUGGUGAAAAGCUUGCCGAACUUGCCAAGGCACAGGGUUACGACAAGGAGUUCUGUGUUAAGACCACCCCCUUGAAGAAGGCCAAGAAGAACUCUCGCGGCGAGAUGACCAAAUUCGACUUUGAGCUCACAAAGUCCAAUCCUCAACGGCCGAGCAAGACAGUGUACUUGACUCACAGUGAUGACAUCAAGCUCAUUCUCGAGGACACCUCUGACAUCUUGGUUCAUCCUGCUCGUACCAGGAUUUCUGAUCUUCCACCAGAGAUCCACGAUGUUCUGAAGCCUGGUCAGAACAACGACCCCGAGAAGAAUGGCGUGUCUCUCGCUGCUGCGGCGGAGCACUCGACUGUUGACCAUGAGCAUAUCCAAUCAUACUUGGUCGAGAUUGCUCGGAACAUCAUCAAGCGCGAAGUUGUCACCACCGACAAGACCAAGGGCAUAUAUCAGCUCGAUAUCGUGCGAGACUUCGCCGUUCCCAUCGUGACCCGCUUCGUUGCUGAUUUCCUCGGAUUCGGCCAUCUGCUUCGCUCCGACACCAACUCUCACGCGCCUUACUCGGAGAACGAGAUCUAUCAGCACAUCAACAACUGCCAGGUCUUCCUCUCAUACAAUACCGAUGAGACAAAGCUUCUCAAGCGCCGCAAGGCCUUCCGGGACUCGAUGAGCUUCCUCCUCAAGCUGGCCCAAGAAGGCAAUAUCUGCGAGGCCGGCAAGUGGCGCACCACGCGAUGGGUGCAGGGUUUCUUUGGAGCCAUAGCCUCUUUCGGCCAUGAUAAGCCUAACUUUAUGACGGCCUUGGGAUACAGGGUCGCCGGCGAGGUAUUGCAGAGGGAGAAGAACACCACAAAGGCGGCUACCAUCCUUCUUUUGACUGGCUUGGACAGUGCAUACAAUGUGGUCCUUGCGUUCACCUCGGUCAUGGAAUCAUUCUUCCAGAAUCUCUACGCUGAAAAGCCCAACGCCAGAGGUGAGGAAAUCAAGGCAGCCUGGCUUGAGAUCCAGAAGCUCGCGUUUGAGGACGAUGCCAAGUCCAAUGAGCGCAUCCAGGCUCUUGUUCUCAAGGUUCAGAGAUGGAGUGUUCGUCUGCCUAUCGUUCGCAAGGCAUCUCAAAGCACUACCAUUCAAGCCUACAACUGGGAAACCAAAAAGCCCGAGCAAAUGACUCUUGCCAAGGGCACGGUCGUUGUGUGCGAUAUCAACAAGGCGGAGAAACAGAACACCAGCGAGUCAGCCGAUGAGCGACACGAACUGAACUACUGUUCUAGUUUCGCCGAGGCUUUCAGCGAGUACCACCCCAAGCACGUCGCCGCCACUGGUCUGGUCACCAUGGUCAAGGUUCUAGCACAGCUCAAGAACCUUCGUCGCGGACAUGACACUCAGGGUGUUUCCAAGAAGGUCUCGAUUGAUGCGUCUAGCGUUGGUUAUGCCAACUACAUGGCACCCAUGCGACUCAAGGAGAUUGAGCUCAAGGUCAAGGAGGCACGUGAGAAGAAGGAGCUGACCGCGGAGCAACUCGAGGCUAUCUUCCCGUCCGAGAUCAGGAAGCCUGCGACUGCUACUUAUCUGACCACCGAGUGGGACGAGAUGGUUCCUUUCCCAACGACUUGGAAACUGCGCUUUGACGGCUACGGUGUCUCUGAUUACAGUAAGAACAACUAUGAGGUUCUCAAGGUGUUCAAGAUUCCCGAUGACAUUCAGCCAUUCUAUCAGCCUAAUGGGCCAAGCAAGAUUGGAGGGUCGUUCGCUACUCCUGUUUGUGUUUGCCACAAUUCUUGGAAGAACGAUAACAAGGGCAAGGGUCAUGAGGGUCAUGAGCAUGAGGCUGGUGCUCACGAGGUGCUCUCGGCUUGUGGGCAUGCCCAUGCACCUAUGCCUGCUACAUCGGGAUGCAAGAUUGGUUAA
This is a messenger RNA of Fusarium pseudograminearum CS3096, 4221 nucleotides long. RefSeq lists its product as uncharacterized. Lineage: Eukaryota; Fungi; Ascomycota; Sordariomycetes; Hypocreales; Nectriaceae. The record is from RefSeq and is a predicted model, not a curated record. Gene Ontology annotation, molecular function: heme binding; peroxidase activity. Gene Ontology annotation, biological process: response to oxidative stress. The transcript is spliced from 9 exons. Bases 1 to 4221 code for a protein of 1406 amino acids.